UUUCAAACCAUCCUGCCAUUUGGUUGAGCAGAACGUUCAGGAAGCCUACUCAAUUAUCCUUUUCCUUUUGCCUCCAUAAAACAUAAUAGAAGACCAGACCGAAUUCUGGGGAAUUCGUUCUGGGCUAAGAUCAUUUACUCUUUAUGUUACAGCGGUGCUGGGAAAGUAUAGUAUCAGUCAAUUCAGUACUUGCAGCUAUUGCCUGUGUUCAAAGAAAACCAUUCUUGGCUUAAGCUUACAUACUGAUUCUGCUGAUUCUGUGCUGGCAGAAUUGCUAUCAAUGUACAGUCAGUUUCUUAAACCAUGGUGAUUCAUUAAACAGUUACAGCAAUUUUUCUAGGGCGGGCAUCUGCAUGUUUAUACUUGGAGGAAGAACCACUACACUUCUCAGUUUUAUAGGUGUAUAAUUGUUUAUAAGCUAAGGCUUCAUACAUAAUCUGAUCUGGGGUCUAACUAUGGCUUCUGAUCUCAAAGGAAUGGUUGUUGUGAUUAUGGGUGUCAGUGGUGCUGGGAAAUCCCCAAUGUGCCAUCCAGAUUUCAAAUCAUUGGAAUUUGCCAGUUCAUUAAUCUCCAUGGUGCUUGUUGAUGAAUGCACUAUAGGUGAGUUGCUGGCAAAAACUAUGAAUUGCAGUUUUCAUGAUGCUGAUGAUUAUCAUCCACUAUCAAAUAAAGAAAAGAUGCAGAAAGGAAUCCCUCUUUCAGAUGAAGACAGGAUUCCUUGGCUUGAAACAUUAGGGAAUACCUUACGUGAGAGUUUAGUCAGUGAAAAAAUUGUGAUUCUCGCAUGUUCUGCUCUUCAGAGGCGAUACAGGGACAUUCUCAGAUCUGUGGACCCAAAUUAUGAGGCGGGAAGCCUUGCCAGUGUGGUAAAGUUUGUUUUGCUGGAUGCUGGGAGUGAGGUGCUCGCUGCUCGUUUAGAGAAAAGAGCUGCAGAAGGCAAGCAUUUCAUGCCGGCUGAGCUUUUGCAAUCUCAGUUAGACUUGCUUCAGAUAGAUGAAUCCGAAGGAAUAUUAAAGGUAGAUGCCACUCUCAGUCCACAAACUAUUGUAAGUAUCAUACACACAUGGAUAUUGUAAGAAUCUGUAACAGUCUCUCCCACAAUCCAUGGGGUCUUGGCUUUGUUCAGCAUCUGAUCCGAAAGUAUUUCCAGGAAUGAUUAUUUUACACUGUCACCAUUAUAUUUAGGGAACAAGAUGAUUAAAGUCUUGCACCAAACAUAUGAUGCAUGACAGGAGAUUUUAUGAUUGUUGGAAUUUCUUUCAGAUUAUGGAACGUGACGGUUGUAUAGGGAUGUUUGAUAA
This is a messenger RNA of Carya illinoinensis, 1301 nucleotides long. RefSeq names its product gluconokinase. The transcript is spliced from 7 exons. Gene Ontology annotation, cellular component: cytoplasm. The record is from RefSeq and is a predicted model, not a curated record. NCBI's taxonomy places the organism in Eukaryota, Viridiplantae, Streptophyta, Magnoliopsida, Fagales, Juglandaceae. Gene Ontology annotation, molecular function: gluconokinase activity. Bases 456 to 1076 code for a protein of 206 amino acids.